AUGCCGGCCAAGCGCGCUCGAGCGUCAUCGAACACAACCGUCGAUUCCGAUGAAAUACUACGAACGUUUCAAAACGCCACGGCGUGCGACGAGGCGUAUGCUAGGAGACGAUUGAGUCAGAAUGCCUGGUCGCUCGCAAAAGCUUUGGACGCGCACUUCGCGUCGACGGAAGCCUUGGACGCGCGCGAGCGCAAGCGUGGAGCGACUUUGACGUCUUUGGUGAGACCUCGCGCGAAGGAGGUGUCGAAGCAGGACGAAUUGGACGCGGAGGAUGGGAUGGAGCGGUUGAAGAGGGACGCGGCGGACGCGGUGCGGAGAGCGCAGACGGCGUUUGCGGCGGACGCGGACGGAUUUUUUAGGUCGAUUCCGUUGAAUGAAGAGGCGGAGAUGUUUACUUCGGGGUCAUACGAGGCUUUGGCGACGUUGGUGUGCGAGCGCGUGGGCGAGGAGGGGUUUCGAGACGACGCGUUUCCACCUGCACCAGGAAGCGUCGACGGCAGAGGCAACGCGAGCGGUAACGCGCCCCAGUGUCGAUGCGGUCUGCAGGCCAAGGUGAAACAGGUGCAUAAGGAUGGGGUGACGCAGGGACGCUUGUUUUACGGAUGCGAGAAGCGCGUUGAUCGAUGCGACUUCUUCGCGUGGUGCUCGAAGGAGACGCUGGUGCACACGGAUGCCGCGAAGGCGCUGCGAUGGAAGCGCUUUGCGCCACCGCGGUUCAAGUUCGCAAGACGCACGAGCGCGGCCGACAUUCGACAAGGGAGUGUCGGCGAUUGUUGGUUCCUGAGUAGUCUAGCCGUGAUCGCCGAGCGCGAGGAUUUACUCGAGCAAGUCGUGGGCGUCUCCAGACGACAUGCCGGCGUCUUUGAAAAACAUGGUGCCUGGUUUGUGAGACUAUUCCUCGGCGGACGUUGGCGGGCGAUCGUCGUCGACGACAUGCUUCCAGUAAAAACGCCCAAAACGAAGAAGGACGAUGAGUACUCCUUGGCUUUUAGUCGCGCGGCGAACAAUCAACUGUGGGUAUCGCUCACGGAGAAGGCAUACGCGAAGGCGCACGGAAGUUACUCCGCGAUUAGCGGGGGGUACGUCUCUGAAGGCUUGCAUGAUUUGACCGGAAGCGCGACAGAGCAGAUUGAUUUUCACGCGAAUGAUUUCGAUUCCGAGGAGUGUUGGGCGCGAUUGAUGAGUUUCUCCGCCGCGGGAUUCCCGCUUGGAUGCGCUACGUCGUUCAGCGCAGAGGGCAUUGUCGGUCAUCACGCGUAUAGCGUGUUGGAGGUGCGCGAAGUCGUUGGGGUGAAGAAAGGCGUGCAGACAAAACUCACUGAGGUGUACGCAAGAGGUAAAGACGCUCUAGAUGUCGAGGUGGAGAAUCUUCGGUUGCUAAAAAUUCGGAACCCGUGGGGUAAGAGAGAGUGGCGCGGUGAGUUCUCAUCGAACUCAGACGCGUGGACAAAACGAUUAGGAGAUGUUCUUUCUCGAACGCGCGCAGACGAUGGCGAAUUUUGGAUGUCGUAUCGUGACUUUCUCAUGCAUUUCUCGUCGGUCGACGUGUGUAAAUCACCGCGAGGUUGGCAUUCGAUGAAUUUGGAGACAGUUCUCAGCGACACGCGCGAACGUGGUCCGACAUUUCUUAUUCGUGUAGACGAUGACGGCGGGUGCUGGUGCCAUGUCCUGCUUCUACAGCACACCAAGCGUGGGCGCCCGAACGGGCACUGGUACACCGACUUAUCUGUGCUCGUGUGGUCUCGAGACGUCGGUUCGAGUGACUGGACGCCAAUGGGUGGCAUGUUUGGCGCUCGCGAACGAGAGAGUUGCCAGGGUGAGAUCAUGCUUGACGCCGGGCUCGAGUACGCGUUUCACAUCCUCUCCAUCGCGGGCGGGCGAGACGUCCCGGUGACGUUACGCCUAUGCUCGGCGAAACCAGUUCGCGCGCGUCUGGGUCCACCCGGAAUCCCGGCGAGCGUCGCGCGUAACUUACACUUGGCGAUUCACGGAGACAGCGCGAUCACUGGCGGUUCAAAGUUCAAGCGCUCUCACCUGGCCCUCUGCGGCGGCUUCGCGACGUGCGCCACGAGCAAAGGUUUGAACUUUGUCUUUAUCCAAGCCGGCGCCGCUCGCGCCAGUGACCUCGCGGUACGCGUGGCGUAUCGAUUUGACGACGAACGUGGCGCGGCGUGCUACCAACACGAUGAUGUUGUCGUCGCGAGACCGGGAUUUUCUCGACUCGCCGUCGUCGCCUCGGGCGUCAGUACGCACGCACGACACAAAUUUGAGUUUGAUUACGCCGUCGCCGAGUGCGCGUGCGGGAACGCGACGAGCGAAUCGAUUCACGACGACGACGACGACGACGAUUGCGUCGUCAUCGGUGAGACGGUGGCGAAGAACACCGAGCGCGCGAGAGAGAAACGUCCGGAAAUCGCGCCGAUGCGAUGCGAGGCGUUAUUCGAACAAGUCGACGCCGCGUUUUGGUCGCCGCCGCGCGCGUCCACCAAACACACCGCUCGCGGCACAUUCAGCGCGGUCAUCUAG
Messenger RNA from Ostreococcus tauri, 2526 nucleotides. Its product is annotated as Peptidase C2, calpain family. Gene Ontology annotation, cellular component: cytoplasm. Gene Ontology annotation, biological process: proteolysis. The coding region runs from base 1 to 2526 and encodes 841 amino acids. The transcript has a single exon. Gene Ontology annotation, molecular function: zinc ion binding; calcium-dependent cysteine-type endopeptidase activity. The record is from RefSeq and is a predicted model, not a curated record. NCBI's taxonomy places the organism in Eukaryota, Viridiplantae, Chlorophyta, Mamiellophyceae, Mamiellales, Bathycoccaceae.